Prorocentrum cordatum is the source of this 1065-nucleotide messenger RNA. The record is from the annotation of a GenBank genome assembly. NCBI's taxonomy places the organism in Eukaryota, Dinophyceae, Prorocentrales, Prorocentraceae.
AUGGCGAGCAAGGAGGGCGACGAGUCCAAGGAGACCGAGCGGGUCAGCGGCGGCACGUACUAUCAGAUCCUCGGCGUGCCGCCCAACGCGAACUCCGACGACAUCAAGAACUCGUACCGGAAGCUCGCGCUCAAGCUUCACCCGGACAAGAACCGCGACGAUCCGAAUGCGACGGAGCGGUUCCAGGAGCUGGCCGAGGCCUACGAGGUCCUGAUCGACCCCGAGCGCAGACAGGCGUACGACCAGAACAGCGACUUCAUCCUCCGCGCCUUCGCAGAGGGCGGGGACGUGGGCGAAGACGGCUCCCGCGACUCGUUCCUGUCCGUGCCCUCGUCGCGCACCUUCUGGUGCCUGAUGGUGGACGCGGCCCUCAACGACGACGGGAAGUCCGUCGCGGCCUACGCCCAGCAGCUGGAGGACGAGAUCUUCUCGGAGCUCCUGAACGGUGGCGUCUGCGGCUUCACCAUGCUCCACUUCGCCGCCUUCUCUGGCAAGCACAGGUCCGUGCAGGCGCUGAUCGAGCUGGGCGCAAACGUGAACGCGAAGACCCAGCCGCUGUGCGUCACUCCUUCGCAGCAGUUCUGCCGACCGACGCCAUUAGACUUGACGACCUUCGUGCAGAACAAGAGGGCGAGAGAGCUGACCCAGCGAGCACUGCAGGCCGCGGACGGGGUCUACGGGGGCGUGGACAUGGCGAAGUUGGAGCCCGUGUGGCAGGGCCUCAUCCGCCACCAGCUGCUGCUGAUCAAAGAGGAGGUGGUCAAGUUCACCCAGAAGAUCCCCCUGGAGGUGAGGCGCUUCCUGCGCAAGGAGCCGCGCUGGCGAGAGGUCAUCCACUUCCCCGGCGAGGACGCCGCGAGCAUGGAGAGGAGAAGAACGAAGAAGGCCUUGCGCGUCUGGAGCAAGAAGCUCCAGUGGGUCGUUCUUGGCGACCCGAGCGCCGAGCUCAAGCACCGCUGGGGCGUCCGAGCGUGGAACGGGCUCUUGGCGUACGCCAGCUGGUGGCUGUUCAGUUUUGACUAUCGCGAAGCCUGCAGGCGAUCAUGGUGUCGCUAUUGUUUAUGA